Messenger RNA from Bacillus rossius redtenbacheri, 2094 nucleotides. Its product is annotated as sine oculis-binding protein homolog. The transcript is spliced from 4 exons. NCBI's taxonomy places the organism in Eukaryota, Metazoa, Arthropoda, Insecta, Phasmatodea, Bacillidae. Gene Ontology annotation, cellular component: nucleus. The record is from RefSeq and is a predicted model, not a curated record. The coding region runs from base 636 to 2033 and encodes 465 amino acids. Gene Ontology annotation, biological process: animal organ development.
UAUAUUUUCGGGAGGGUAGGUUUUCGCACGUCUGGGUGAUCUGAACUAAAAUAUUGGUUGUUUGGUUAUGUCAGCAACCGUUAAACUAACUUUAAAAUCUUGAGUUCCGAAGCGAGCGGCAAACUUCGGAUAUGUUCGGUAGUGAUCGGGGUUCAAUGAAUCUUAGGUUCACAACGCCGUGCGCAUGCGCUUUCCCGGUUGGAGGGGAAAUGGCGGCGGCAAGGAUGCGCGUCGCUCGCUGCGCACGAAAGACGGAGCAGGAGGUUGAAUAGAGAGAGAGGUAGAGUUGGUGGAACUGAUGGAGGGGAAAAGCGGGGAAGGAGAAGUGUAAAUAAACACACACUGCUGGUCGGCUCGCCGGCGCGUCUCGCAGCCCCGCGCGGGAGAAGGGUUUCCGAUUUCAGUCGCAGUCAGAGACAGGCGCUCGGACGGGCUCGCGGUAGUCCGCGCGACUUCUUUUGUUCCCGCCGCCGUUCAUUUGUUUUCCCUGCCGCUCCGCUGCGCAGGGCGGCGGGAAACCUAACUUGACGUGCAGGCGAGAGUUGGUCCAUGUGCGCGUUCGGUCGCCGGCAGCGGUGCUGAAGGAGAACCCCAUCUUCUGACGAAGACACUCCCGACAGCCCCCGGGGAGGGCCAUGGGCAGCAGGUCCACCCCUCCGGCCGCCGGCUCGCAACCACCCAGAGCCGUCGCAGUCAAGAAGGAGUCACCCGAAGACGACAUCAAGGAGUACGCGGAGACGGCCAUGAACGAGCUGCUGGGCUGGUACGGCUACGACAAGGUGGACAGCCGCGACACGCAGGGCCUCAACCUGCACCACUUCGCGGCCCGGCGGCGCUCGCCCUCCGACCUGGACUCCUCCGACCCGGAGAGCUGCAGCCCGGGCCGCCGCGGCGCCGGCACGGGGUCCUCGCAGGGCAGCCCGCCCCCAGACCCGCUGGGCGUGCCCCCAGACUGCUCGGUGUGCGGCUGGUGCCAGAAGGUGUGCAGCAACAAGCAGCUGUUCACGCUGCGCACGCCCGCCGGCCAGAAGGCCUUCUGCUCGGAGCUGUGCUUCGCGCAGUGCCGGCGCGCCAACUUCAAGAGGAACAAGACGUGCGACUGGUGCCGCCACGUGCGCCACACCGUCAACUACGUCGACUUCCAGGACGGCGAGCACCAGCUCCAGUUCUGCAGUGACAAGUGCCUGAACCAGUACAAGAUGAACAUCUUCUGCAAGGAGACGCAGGCGCACCUGCAGAUGCACCCCCACCUGCAGGACGGGCCCGGCGCCGCAGCGGGCACGCUCAUCACCCCGGAGCUCUGGCUGCGGGACUGUCGCUCCGAGUCGCCGCCCUCCGACCGCUCCCUCUCGCCGCCGCCGCCGCCACUGCCCCCGCUGCCGCCCCCCACGCCCGAGACUCCCCGCAGCCGCCGCCCCGCGCGCAGCCGCCGCCCCCACGCCACCUCGCCCACAGACCUCCGCGUCGCCUCCGCCUCCUCCUCGCCGCGCAGCGUCGACAGCGCGUCCCCCCUCCAGCCGCCGCCUCCGCCGCCUCUCAGGCUGCCGCCGCCGCCGCACCUGUUCCCCGGGCCGCGCCUGCCGCUGCUGCGGCCCCCGAGGACGUCGCCGGGCUACGGCGCCGCGCAGCGCCCGCCCCCGCUGCUGCCGCUGCCGCUGCCGCGCGCCCGAGCCCCCGCCCCCGCCCCCGCGCCGCCGCCGCCCGUCGCCCCCCACCCCCUGCACAGGUUCCUGCUGCCCCCCGUCACCGUGAUGGUGCCCUACCCGGUCAUCGUGCCCAUCCCCGUGCCGGUGCCCAUACCCAUACCCAUCCCCGUGCCGCUGCCGCCGCCCAAGAGCGGCGAGGCGGAGCAGCCGCCCCCCGAGCAGCCGCCCCCGGCGCAGGCGCAGGCGCAGGCGGAGCCGCCCCCGCCCCCGGCCGCCGAGCCCCCGGCGGGGCCACCACGCGCCGCCAGGCCGCCCAGGAAGCGCAGAAGACUGGAGGCGGUCGCCAAGGACGAGGCAGUCAUCAAGAGGAAGUUCGUCCCUGCGUGAUCGUUGCGUUCCGUGUCGUGUGUAUAGUGCAUAAUAAAUAUAUAUCCACUUUGGAAAUUUA